AUGUCUGAGAAGUCGGUGGUUUCGAUCGAUCCGUUGUUGAGAGAUUUGAACGAGAAGAAGCUGAGCUUCCGGCGAAACGUGGUGUCGCUGGCGGCGGAGCUCAAGGACGUCCGGAGUCGGCUGGCAUCUAAGGAACAAUCAUUUGCUAAAGAAACCCUCACAAGGCAGGAGGCGGAGACAAAGGCGCAAAAUUUGGAAGAGGAGAUCCACAAAUUGCAGGAGAAAUUGGAGGAAAGAAAUGGACAGCUUCAGGCUUCAGCUGGUAGUGCUGAUAAGCAGUAUCUCAAGGAAUUAGAUGAUCUAAGAUCACAGCUUGCAACCACACAGGCCACUGCAGAGGCUAGUGCUGUGUCAGCUGAAUCGGCGCAACAUCAGUGCUUGGCACUCUUGAAGGAAUUAGAUGAGAAGAAUAGUUCUAUAAUGGAGCAUGAGCAUCGUGUAAAUGUGCUAGCUGAGCAGUUAGAUAACUUGCAGAAGGAUCUUCAAGCAAGGGAAUCUUCUCAAAAGCAAUUAAAAGAUGAAGUCUUGAGGAUCGAACAUGACAUAAUGCAAGCUCUUGCCAAAUCUGGAGUAGGCAAAGACUGCGAGUUGAGGAAAAUACUAGAUGAGGUUUCUCCAAAGAAUAUUGACAAGAUCAAUAAGCUUUUGCUUGUUAAGGAUGAAGAGAUAGUGAGAUUGAAGGAUGAAAUCAAGAUAAUGUCUGCUCACUGGAAGAUAAAGACCAAAGAAUUGGAAUCACAGUUAGAAAAGCAGCGUCGAGCUGAUCAGGAAUUGAAGAAACGGGUGUUGAAAUUGGAAUUUUGUCUCCAAGAAUCUCGUGCUCAAACACGAAAGCUUCAACGGAUGGGAGAACGAAGGGAUAGAGCUAUCAAGGAUCUUAGAGACCAGUUAGCAGCAAAGCAGCAACAACAGGAGGGCCAUGCCAUCAACGAUAAACAGAACUUCUGGGAGUCCUCUGGCUUCAAAAUCAUGGUUUCCAUGUCGAUGUUGAUCUUGGUGGUGUUCUCCAAGCGAUGAAUAGUUUAGUGUCUAUUUUCUAGUGCUGUAUAAAAAGAAUUUGAUGCCAUAUAGUUUAGUUGUGUUGUUUAGAACCUUUAGGUAGUUAUCAUUUUGUUAGCACAACUGCAAUCCUCUUAGGCUCUCUUUUGAUCCCGUUGAGGCUGCUGCUCCAAAGCUCGAGCUAAGAAUACCUUCAACUCUAAUGCGUAUUUUAGCAGUAUUAUCAUCCGGUAUAUACUCUUCCUGUGCA
Syzygium oleosum is the source of this 1249-nucleotide messenger RNA. RefSeq names its product nuclear envelope-associated protein 2-like. The record is from RefSeq and is a predicted model, not a curated record. The coding region runs from base 1 to 1017 and encodes 338 amino acids. Lineage: Eukaryota; Viridiplantae; Streptophyta; Magnoliopsida; Myrtales; Myrtaceae. The transcript has 5 exons.